Messenger RNA from Zalophus californianus (California sea lion), 4957 nucleotides. RefSeq names its product adaptor related protein complex 4 subunit beta 1 (gene AP4B1). Gene Ontology annotation, molecular function: clathrin binding. Gene Ontology annotation, cellular component: membrane coat; clathrin adaptor complex. The record is from RefSeq and is a predicted model, not a curated record. Gene Ontology annotation, biological process: vesicle-mediated transport; intracellular protein transport. NCBI's taxonomy places the organism in Eukaryota, Metazoa, Chordata, Mammalia, Carnivora, Otariidae.
CUGUGCGCGGUCGGCCCCGAGGAGGCGGGACUUCCGCAAAAAGCUUGAUUGGGCCUAUCCGGGUGGGCAACCCGGCGGAGGCGCACAAAGGGCUGGAACUGGCGAGGGAGGGGUCUGCGGACCUUCGGCGGCGGGGCUGGAAAUGCGGCGAAGGGCCUCGAGGUAGCCGGAGCGGUCUCAGGCGGAGCGAGCCGGCCUGCAGGUUCCCCCGUCAGGGCUAGGAGGAGCCCGCGAGUUACCUAGGGGUCUGUGGGGCUGCCCCGUGGCCGUUGAAGAUGCCGUACCUUGGCUCCGAGGACGUGGUGAAGGAGCUGAAGAAAGCUCUGUGUAACCCUCACGUUCAGGCGGAUAGGCUGCGCUACCGGAAUGUCAUCCAGCGAGUGAUUAGGCACAUGACUCAGGGCUUGGACAUGUCUGGUGUUUUCAUGGAAAUGGUGAAGGCCAGUGCCACCGUAGAUAUUGUUCAGAAGAAGUUGGUUUAUCUGUACAUGUGUACAUAUGCCCCCCUGAAACCAGAUCUGGCUCUCUUGGCCAUUAAUACGUUGUGCAAAGACUGUUCGGAUCCCAAUCCAAUGGUUCGAGGGCUGGCGUUACGGAGCAUGUGUAGCCUCAGGAUGCCUGGUGUGCAGGAAUAUAUCCAACAGCCUAUUCUCAAUGGUCUGCGAGAUAAAGCUUCAUACGUCAGAAGGGUGGCAGUCCUUGGUUGUGCCAAGAUGCAUAAUCUUCAUGGAGAUUCUGAAGUGGACGGUGCUCUGGUAAAUGAAUUAUACAGUUUGCUGCGUGACCAGGAUCCAAUUGUGGUUGUGAACUGCCUGAGGUCUCUAGAGGAAAUUCUGAAACAGGAAGGAGGUGUUGUCAUCAACAAGCCCAUCGCCCACCAUCUCUUAAAUCGAAUGCCAAAACUGGACCAAUGGGGCCAGGCUGAAGUAUUGAACUUUCUGCUACGCUAUCAACCGCGCAGUGAGGAGGAGCUGUUUGACAUUCUCAAUCUGUUAGAUAGCUUUCAGAGCAGUAGCCCCGGUGUGGUGAUGGGAGCCACGAAACUCUUUCUGAUCUUGGCAAAAAAAUUCCCCCAUGUACAAACUGAUGUGCUUGUGCAAGUCAAGGGCCCUUUGCUGGCUGCAUGUUCUUCAGAGAGCCGCGAGCUCUGUUUUGCUGCCCUGUGUCAUGUGCGUCAGAUCUUGCAUAGUUUGCCCGGUCACUUUAGCAGCCACUACAAAAAGUUUUUUUGCUCCUACUCGGAGCCCCACUACAUCAAGCUGCAGAAGGUGGAGGUGCUCUGCGAGCUGGUGAACGAUGAGAACGUACAGCAGGUGCUAGAGGAGCUCCGAGGGUACUGCACUGACGUGUCAGCCGACUUUGCCCAGGCUGCCAUCUUUGCCAUAGGUGGUAUUGCCCGGACCUACACAGAUCAGUGCGUGCAGAUUCUAACAGAGUUGCUGGGGCUUCGGCAAGAGCACAUUACCACAGUGGUGGUGCAAACUUUCCGAGCUGUUUGGUUGUGUCCUCAGUGUACGGAAGCUGUGUGUCAGGCCCUGCCCGGCUGUGAGGAGAACAUUCAAGACAGCGAGGGGAAACAGGCGCUUAUUUGGCUCCUUGGCGUCCAUGGGGAAAGAAGCCCCAAUGCUCCCUAUGUGUUGGAAGACUUUGUGGAGAAUGUGAAAUCAGAGACCUUUCCAGCUGUGAAGAUGGAGCUACUCACUGCACUGCUGCGCCUUUUCCUCUCCCGACCUGCCGAGUGCCAGGACAUGCUGGGGCGUCUGUUACAUUACUGCAUAGAGGAAGAAAAGGAUAUGGCAGUACGAGACCGGGGUCUCUUUUAUUAUCGACUUCUCUUAGCUGGCAUUGAUGAAGUGAAGCGGAUCCUGUGUAGCCCUAAAUCUGACCCUUCUCUCGGACUUUUGGAGGAUCAGGCAGAAAGACCUGUGAAUAGCUGGGCCUCAGACUUCAACACGCUGGUUCCAGUCUAUGGCAAAGCCCGCUGGGCAACCAUCUCUAAAUACCAGGGGGCGGAGCGCUGGGGCCCAGAGCUUCCUAACACUGCAUCCUUUGCCACUCCAGGUCCCCUGAUUCCUGAAGAGAGCAAGGAGACAGUACAGGAACUUCCUGAUUCUGAAGCCCUCAUGCUAGUCCCCAGUUGCCAGCUGACUGCUGAGUAUUUUGAGAAAACUUGGUUUAGCCUGAAAGUUGCUCAUCAGCAAGUGUUCCCUUGGCGGGGAGCCGUCCAUCCUGACACCCUCCAGAUGGCCCUGCAGGUAGUGAACAUCCAGACCAUCGCAAUGAGUAGGGCGGGGGCUCACCCGUGGAAAGCCUACCUCGGUGCCCAGGAUGACACUGGCUGCCUGUUCCUAACGGAACUGCUCUUGGAGCCCGAGAGCUCAGAAAUGCAGAUCUCUGUGAAACAAAAUGAGCCGAGGACUGAGACCCUGAACAGUUUUAUUUCUGUACUAGAAACUGUGCUUGGAACAAUUGGAGACAUAAAAUCAUAACAGAUUCUUGCUGCCUGUUCUAAGUGAGAUGAGUAGCUAUCAGAGUUCCUAGUUUUUCUUACUAGAAUUUGCUUGUAAGUCCAGAUACUAUCAAAUGCAAAGGAGAAUGGACAGUCUCAGAAUCAGGAUUCUUAUGUUUUUGUUCAAAGAGUAUUGACUUAUUCCUGUAAUACCUAUAGGUGAAUGACCCCAUUUUCCAGGUGAUGUUGAAAAGGUUAAUAUUGGAAAGGGGAUGGGGAGGGGGUGAGGAUAGGAAUUGGAAUCUUUUCUAAUCCGUUUUAGGGAUUGUUUUACUAAUUAAAGAUAAGAUGCCUGAUGUUUAUGGAAACUGAUGAAGUCAUCAUUUGUGGGGGUCAUCUUUUCUUCCCUGUAUUACUGCAGUAAAUUCCUCACUGGUCUCUUUCUAAUCAUGCUUUUCAAGGCCAGAGUCCAAAGUCCUUAGUGCGGCAUCAGAAGUAACUCUUCAGUGUCCUUCUCACCGCUCGCCUAAACACCCUGUUCUUGCAUAAGCAAACCGCUCGGCAUUCCUUGAAUGCAAAAGGCUCUCUCUCACCUCUGUACUUUGCUCCUGCUUUUAUUUCUUGGCUAGAACAUUUCCUCACCCUCGUAUCUUCUUUAGGUAACAUCUAGUCCUGUCACUCUUCCUUGCUUUCAAUUUUAUUCAUACCUGCCCAUAUUAUAUACAUUAACUGACGCAACUUAUGGCAAGAGCAGAUGUGAUAAAAUGAUUAAAUAUAUAUAGUAAAGUAUAAAUAACCAGAGGAUCCACAACAGGGAAAAUGGAAAUACCACCUCAGACCAGCUUGGUUGGGGAUGGGGAAGUACACAAAUGUUCAGGUUUAAGGGCCUACAUAAUUGGUACAGUUGAGCCUCAAAUUUAGCUAAGUGAUUUGGUAGUCAGGAUGAAGAGAAAUAGGUGUAUAGAUGUCAUCAGAGAGGAAGAAGCCUUCCAAUAUUAAUUUCUCAAAGAAAUUUACAGGUAGUUUCACAUAGGAGACACUGAGGGAUAAGUACGAGAUUCUUAGGGGAAGUUAGUAACAGAUUUCUCAUGACUUACGGUGUUCUUCAGUGAAAGCAGAGAGCAUAACUUUAACAUGAAGCUUAGGGAGGGGCAUUUCUUCAAGGACUUAACACGAUUCAAAUAUCAUCUAGCUUAAUUCAAGGACUUUGACCACAUAGAUAUGUAAAUGGACUGCAUACCUUUAAAAAUUUUUUUCAUCCAUCACUUCUCUCAACUAGGCUCUUAAUAGGAGUAGAUAACAGACAGCAUUGAAUUUUCUGGGAAGGGCCUGGAUUUUGUGAGUUGAUUUCCCCCUGGACAACUUCUAAGGACGGUGAUGUUCUUUCCUUCCAUCUCCACAGUCGGCCACAUAGUGAUGACUCACUAAUAUUUACCAAAUGAGUGGCUGUCAGUAAUUAGAUUCUGAUGGUGUUUUGGGGUUGAUGUUUGAAGUGUGUGUUUUGCUAUAUUGUAUCAACCAAACAACAGUGGAAGUCCACCUAGGCUAGGGUUUCUCAAAGUGGCAUUACUGACAUUUGGGGCCAGAUAAUUCUUUGUUGUGGAGGGUUUUCCUGUGCACUGUAGGAUGAUUAUUAGCAGCAUCUUUGGCCUAUACCCACUAGAUGCCAAUAGAACCCCCAGUCAUAAUAAAAAUGUCUCCAGACAUUGCCAAAAGUGCCUUGGCGGGACAAAAUCGCUCCUCAUUGAGAAUGAGCUAGAUCAUGGGUCCCCAGGGAUUACAUGUAGCAAGAUCAAAACAGCUUCAGAAUUGCUUUUCCAUAGUUUGACUUGUUCAGUUAAGCCAUGAGUGUUUAAUUAGGUGCUAAAAGAAAUAAAAUGGAAGUGUAAAAUGCUGCCAAUUUACAGUGUUAUAAGGGAACAGGAUAAAUAUGGUAAAGAUUAAGUAAACUGAUGGACUUUUUUUAAAAAAUUAAAGACUAUAAUUGAAAUGUUGACCUAAAGAAAAUUAGGUAUGCCUCGAUAAUUGAAUAAAUGUUACUAAAAUGAUCCUAGCUACUGGAGCUUUAAAAAGAUUAAGUCUUUUUAAAGUUGCUUGGUUGCUUCUCUGUAAUAUAUGGGGCAUAGCAGAAUACGAAACUGUUGCUUUUGAAAAAGUGUACUUUUAAAAUCUCAAGGAAGAAAUGAUUUCUCGUAACUAGCCUGAUUUUGCUCAUUUAUAAGCAAAAUGACUAAAGCUUAAGUAUACCAUGAAGUUAAUUAUAUUUCUUCUCCCUAAGAGGUCUCUCUAGCCUUGGCAGACAUAUGGUUUGAUGAUGUGAUAUAAGUAGAUGCAUAUUUUAAAAAUCCUUGAGUAUGGUUGAUAUUGUGCUUUUAGAAAAAUGGCUUGGUUGCUUCUCUGUAAUAUAUGGGGCAUAGCAGAAUACGAAACUGUUGCUUUUGAAAAAGUGUACUUUUAAAAUCUCAAGGAAGAAAUGAUUUCUCGUAACUAGCCUGAUUUUGCUCAUUU